AUGGAUUCGGAAGGUGCAGAUGCAUUACGAAAUGCAAUAUCUACAUCGAAUAUAGAAAAAGUCAAAUUUCUCCUCUCAGCGGAUAAAUCUCUGAUUAACUCCCAAGACGAAGAGGGUUUAUCUCCACUCCAGUUAGCAUGCUUUCGAGGAGCUCUGCCAAUUGUUGAGUUCCUUCUGAAGUGUGGCGCAAAUGUUAAUUCAACAUCUCAUAAACAGGGGUACACCGCCCUUAUGUUUGCCGGUCUUUCAGGAAACACAGAUAUUGUUGAACUCCUUUUGCACUACGGAGCUCGAGUAAAUGAUGUGAAUUCAAUCGGGAGGACAGCUUCUCAAAUGGCCGCAUUUGUAGGAAAUCAUAACGUUGUCAGUCUUAUCAAUAAUUAUUUAGAAAAAGAAGAAAUUAGCGUCUAUACAACAAAGAAUAAACUACCGUCUGAAUACAUAUCUACAGUCCACCGACUGAUUUUGCAGCUUAACAUUUCACCUAUAAAGGUUUUCAUUGUUUUAAAUAAUGAAAUGGAAACUUGCCAACAAGCGGCAGCUGAUAACCCUAAUGGACAUAUGCUAGCGCAGUGGAAAUGUGUUCACAACAUUCUUGAAGAUUUGUGCAAUAAGUAUUUCACGCCUCAUUUAACACACGAACCAUUGGCACUCAAACUUCAUUUACUGGCCUGUUGUAUACGUCAAGCUGGAGAGCAUUACGAUAAAGAGCUGAAAUGUGUAGAUAAUCAAGAAAAUGUGUCUCCAAAUUUGAAGCAGCUGAUAAAGAAAUUUUUAGUAGGAACAGAUCCAUACGGUUUGCCACAAGGUCAAGAACAAUUCUUACGCCACUCCUUAACUUCUUUCCCUCACCGUCAAUCCACACUAUGGAGACAUGUUGUUCAACAAAUAUCGCCGCUAGUAUUGGGUGGCUUACCAACAGCAUUCUCUAUCCUUACUAAAGCUAUCAAUGGUUCUAUUAUGUAUAAUGCACGCCCUUUCGAACUUUGUGCAACAUGCGGUGAUGGUCCUGAACUAGGAAGGCCUGGAAAACUGAAAGCAUGUCAGCAGUGCAAAGUUGCAUCCUACUGUUCAGUUUCCUGCCAACGCUUGCAUUGGUUCACACACAAGAAAUAUUGUCCGAUCUUAAAAGAGAACAAACAGGAAUUCGAUCUGACAAAGUUACUUUUUCACAUUAAGUGUAUAGCAUUCGCAAAUAAAGUGUCUGUUCAAAUAUGA
Trichobilharzia szidati is the source of this 1218-nucleotide messenger RNA. Lineage: Eukaryota; Metazoa; Platyhelminthes; Trematoda; Strigeidida; Schistosomatidae. The record is from the annotation of a GenBank genome assembly.